Amblyraja radiata (thorny skate) is the source of this 10818-nucleotide messenger RNA. RefSeq lists its product as uncharacterized. NCBI's taxonomy places the organism in Eukaryota, Metazoa, Chordata, Chondrichthyes, Rajiformes, Rajidae. The transcript has 4 exons. Gene Ontology annotation, molecular function: GTP binding. The coding region runs from base 73 to 10818 and encodes 3581 amino acids. The record is from RefSeq and is a predicted model, not a curated record.
CAGGUCGACCCUGGAGACAGCAGGGAGUCAGAGGAUCCAUCUCACCGGCAUUCACCAGGUCUCCCACAGGGAAUGGCUGGUGAUCCACCAGCUGGAAAUAACUUUGUAAACUUACAACCACAACAAUGUGUUUCUCGGACAAAUGUAAGUGAGGCAACACUUGUAGAAAAAUUAAAUUCUCCAAUACAACAAGUAACAUGGAUGAGGGACAGGGACCAGAGCUUCCCGAGUCUGGACCAAAAGGGUGACAUUGCGAGGGAAAGUGAGAUUCACGUCGAUGAUCAUCAUCCUGAAAUAGAACAAGCCAAGGACUUGAUGUCCAAACCACAAAGAGAGGUCGACCCUGGAGACAGCAGGGAGUCAGAGGAUCCAUCUCACUGGCAUUCACCAGGUCUGCCACAGGGAAUGAUUGAUGUUCCACCAGCUGGAAAUAACCAGGAUGAAAAUCGGAGACCACUACAACUUAUGAAGGAUUUGGGUUUACAGGAUCAUUAUCCUCACAAACUGUCACUGACGUCCAUGCGGGAGGUAUCCUGGGAUAAACUGGAUGACAACAAACCAACUCGACCAGACGUUCUUCCUUGGCGAUUUCUCCAAAUGAUCCUCUCAGCUAAUUCACUGGCGAGGAAUCCUGAAUGGCCCCCUGCUCAAUCUUCAAAAGACAACAAAGAUGACGUAGAAGAUUUCAUCCAUUUCUUUCAAGCACAAAGGCCAGGAGAUUCUGGGAUUAACCCUCUGGAUAUCAUUGCUGCCAUUUUCCUCUGUGCCGACCACUCUCUCCAGCAGGAACUGAUGCUGAAGAUGUCUCUGUGCCAACUUGCAUUACCCUUUCUGCUGCCGGAAGGGCACAGUUACCCCAGGGACAAGGUGAGGGGACCCAUGGAAGGGCCUGGUGCCACCCUUCUCCUCUGGGCCAUGAGGCCCAUUGUUAAAAUGUGGUGCCCACAAUCUCCCACAGGGAGCAGCCCCGAUAUGGUGACGCCUAUCAUGACAGCAACCGUGCCAACUGUCUCCUUCCUCAGACUCGGAAGAUGCACGGUGUCCAAAUCCAAACUCCUCAAUCUCACCUUGAGCCAGACCCAGCUGCAGCAGAACAUCUUCCUGCACUCUGGGAUGGAAUGUGGGAAUGUGCCCCGUAGGAUAUCGGAUGGGUUGGCUGAGAUCAGCUGGUAUCUACCUUCUGGGAAGAGCAACACGGACAUUUUCCCGGAGGCUGCUGCAUUCAUCAACCUUCGAGGUGACGCUGAAACUUACCAGGGACACACUCGGUUUCUGGCAAAAGUCUCUACUGCUCUCUUUAUUUUCAUUGACGUUAUCGGUGAGAAGGAAAGAGAAUUCCUCACCUCUCUCGCACAGUCACCGACAAAACUCUUUCUGAUAGUGAACACUAACAUCAGUCAGCAACACAUCACCCCUGAGCAGGUAAAGAAACUGUUCAAAGAUCUGAAGAUACAACCUCAACAAUGCAUUGUUCGGACAAAUGUAAACAAAGCCGAACUUGUGGAAGGACUUCAUUCUCAGAUAAAACAAGUGAUUCUAAUGAGUGACAGGGAACAGAGCUUCCCGAGUCUGGAGCAAACGGGUGACGUUGCGAGGGAAAAUGGGAUUCCGGAAGAUGAACUUCAUCAUGAAAUAGAACAAGCCAAGAACAUGAUGUCCAAACCGCAGAGAAAGGUCGACCCUGGAGACAGCAGGGAAUCAGAGGAUCCAUCUCACCGACAUUCACCAGGUCUCCCACAGGGAAUGGCUGGUGAUCCACCAGCUGGAAAUAACUUUGUAAACUUACAACCACAACAAUGUGUUUCUCGGACAAAUGUAAGUGAGGCAACACUUGUAGAAAAAUUAAAUUCUCCAAUACAACAAGUAACAUGGAUGAGGGACAGGGACCAGAGCUUCCCGAGUCUGGACCAAAAGGGUGACAUUGCGAGGGAAAGUGAGAUUCACGUCGAUGAUCAUCAUCCUGAAAUAGAACAAGCCAAGGACUUGAUGUCCAAACCACAGAGAGUGGCCGACCCUGGAGACAGCAGGGAGUCAGAGGAUCCAUCUCACUGGCAUUCACCAGGUCUGCCACAGGGAAUGAUUGGUGUUCCACCAGCUGGAAAUAACCAGGAUGAAAAUCGGGGACCAUUACAACUUAUGAAGGAUUUGGGUUUACAGGAUCAUUAUCCUCACAAACUGUCACUGACGUCCAUGCGGGAGGUAUCCUGGGAUAAACUGGACGACAGCAAACCAACUCAACCAGAAGUUCUUCCUUGGCGAUUUCUCCAAAUGAUCCUCUCAGCUAAUUCACUGGCGAGGAAUCCUGAAUGGCCGCCUGCUCAGUCUUCAAAAGACAACAAAGCUGACGUAGAAGAUUUCAUCCAUUUCCUUCAAGCACAAAGGCCACGGGAUUCUGGGAUUAACCCUCUGGAUAUCAUUGCUGCCAUUUUCCUCUGUGCCGACCACUCUCUCCAGCAGGAACUGAUGCUGAAGAUGUCUCUGUGCCAACUUGCAUUACCCUUUCUGCUGCCGGAAGGGCACAGUUACCCCAGGGACAAGGUGAGGGGACCCAUGGAAGGACCUGGUGCCACCCUUCUCCUCUGGGCCUUGAGGCCCAUUGUUAAAAUGUGGUGCCCACAAUCUCCCACAGGGAGCAGCCGCGUUGUGGAGAUGCCCAUCAUGACAGCAACCGUGCCAACUGUCUCCUUCCUCAGACUCGGAAGGUGCACGGUGUCCAAAUCCAAACUCCUCAAUCUCACCUUGAGCCAGACCCAGCUGCAGCAGAACAUCUUCCUGCACUCCGGGAUGGAAUGUGGGAAUGUGCCCCGUAGGAUAUCGGAUGGGUUGGCUGAGAUCAGCUGGUAUCUACCUUCUGGGAAGAGCAACACGGACAUUUUCCCGGAGGCUGCUGCAUUCAUCAACCUCCGAGGUGACGCUGAAACUUACCAGGGACACACCCGGUUUCUGGCAAAAGUCUCUGCUGCUCUCUUUAUUUUCAUUGACGUUAUCGGCGAGAAGGAAAGAGAAUUCCUCACCUCUCUUGCACAGUCACCGGCAAAACUCUUUCUGAUAGUGAACACUUACAUCAGUCAGCAACACAUCACCCCUGAACAGGUAAAGAAACUGUUCAAAGUUCUGAAGAUACAACCUCAACAAUGUAUUGUUCGGACAAAUGUAAACAAAGCCGAACUUGUGGAAGGACUUCAUUCUCAGAUAAAACAAGUGAUUCAAAUGAGUGACAGGGAACAGAGCUUCCCGAGUCUGGAGCAAACCGGUGACGUUGCGAGGGAAAAUGGGAUUCCGGAAGAUGAACUUCAUCAUGAAAUAGAACAAGCCAAGAACAUGAUGUCCAAACCGCAGAGAAAGGUCGACCCUGGAGACAGCAGGGAAUCAGAGGAUCCAUCUCACCGGCAUUCACCAGGUCUCCCACAGGGAAUGGCUGGUGAUCCACCAGCUGGAAAUAACUUUGUAAACUUACAACCACAACAAUGUGUUUCUCGGACAAAUGUAAGUGUGGCAACACUUGUAGAAAAAUUAAAUUCUCCGAUACAACAAGUGUCAUGGAUGAGGGGCAGGGACCAGAACUUCCCGAGUCUGGACCAAAAGGGUGACAUUGCGAGGGAAAGUGAGAUUCACAUCGAUGAUCAUCAUCCUGAAAUACAACGGGCCAAGGACCUGACGUCCAAACCACAGAGAGUGGCCGACCAUGGAGACAGCAGGGAGUCAGAGGAUCCAUCUCACCGACAUUCAACAGGUCUGCCACAGGGAAUGAUUGAUGUUCCACCAGCUGGAAGUAACCAGGAUGAAAAUCGGAAUCCCCUAGAACUUAUGAAGGAUUUGGGUUUACUGGAUCAUUAUCCUCACAAACUGUCACUGAUGUCAAUGCGGGAGGUAUGCUGGGGUAAACUGGAUGACAGCAAACCAACUCGACCAGAAAAUCUUCCUUGGCGAUUUCUCCAAAUGAUCCUCUCAGCUAAUUCACUGGCGAGGAAUCCUGAAUGGCCGCCUGCUCAGUCUUCAAAAGACAACAAAGAUGACGUAGAAGAUUUCAUCCAUUUCUUUCAAGCACAAAGGCGACGGGAUUCUGGGAUUAACCCUCUGGAUAUCAUUGCUGCCAUUUUCCUCUGUGCCGACCACUCUCUCCAGCAGGAACUGAUGCUGAAGAUGUCUCUGUGCCAACUUGCAUUACCCUUUCUGCUGCCGGAAGGGCACAGUUACCCCAGGGACAAGGUGAGGGGACCCAUGGAAGGACCUGGUGCCACCCUUCUCCUCUGGGCCUUGAGGCCCAUUGUUAAAAUGUGGUGCCCACAAUCUCCCACAGGGAGCAGCCGCGUUGUGGAGAUGCCCAUCAUGACAGCAACCGUGCCAACUGUCUCCUUCCUCAGACUCGGAAGGUGCACGGUGUCCAAAUCCAAACUCCUCAAUCUCACCUUGAGCCAGACCCAGCUGCAGCAGAACAUCUUCCUGCACUCCGGGAUGGAAUGUGGGAAUGUGCCCCGUAGGAUAUCGGAUGGGUUGGCUGAGAUCAGCUGGUAUCUACCUUCUGGGAAGAGCAACACGGACAUUUUCCCGGAGGCUGCUGCAUUCAUCAACCUCCGAGGUGACGCUGAAACUUACCAGGGACACACCCGGUUUCUGGCAAAAGUCUCUGCUGCUCUCUUUAUUUUCAUUGACGUUAUCGGCGAGAAGGAAAGAGAAUUCCUCACCUCUCUCGCACAGUCACCGGCAAAACUCUUUCUGAUAGUGAACACUUACAUCAGUCAGCAACACAUCACCCCUGAACAGGUAAAGAAACUGUUCAAAGUUCUGAAGAUACAACCUCAACAAUGUAUUGUUCGGACAAAUGUAAACAAAGCCGAACUUGUGGAAGGACUUCAUUCUCAGAUAAAACAAGUGAUUCUAAUGAGUGACAGGGAACAGAGCUUCCCGAGUCUGGAGCAAACCGGUGACGUUGCGAGGGAAAAUGGGAUUCCGGAAGAUGAACUUCAUCAUGAAAUAGAACAAGCCAAGAACAUGAUGUCCAAACCGCAGAGAAAGGUCGACCCUGGAGACAGCAGGGAAUCAGAGGAUCCAUCUCACCGGCAUUCACCAGGUCUCCCACAGGGAAUGGCUGGUGAUCCACCAGCUGGAAAUAACUUUGUAAACUUACAACCACAACAAUGUGUUUCUCGGACAAAUGUAAGUGUGGCAACACUUGUAGAAAAAUUAAAUUCUCCGAUACAACAAGUGUCAUGGAUGAGGGGCAGGGACCAGAACUUCCCGAGUCUGGACCAAAAGGGUGACAUUGCGAGGGAAAGUGAGAUUCACAUCGAUGAUCAUCAUCCUGAAAUAGAACAAGCCAAGGACUUGAUGUCCAAACCACAGAGAGUGGCCGACCCUGGAGACAGCAGGGAGUCAGAGGAUCCAUCUCACUGGCAUUCACCAGGUAUUCCACAGGGAAUGAUUGAUGUUCCACCAGCUGGAAAUAACCAGGAUGAAAAUCGGACACCACUACAACUUAUGAAGGAUUUGGGUUUACAGGAUCAUUAUCCUCACAAACUGUCACUGACGUCCAUGCGGGAGGUAUCCUGGGAUAAACUGGACGAUAGCAAACCAACUCGACCAGAAGAUCUUACUUGGCGAUUUCUCCAAAAGAUCCUCUCAGCUAAUUCACUGGCGAGGAAUCCUGAAUGGCCCCCUGAUCAAUCUUCAAAAGACAACGAAGAAGAUAUAGAAGAUUUCAGCUAUUUCUUUCAAGCACAAGGGCCAGGAGAUUCUCGGAUUAAUCCUCUGGAUAUCAUUGCUGCCAUUUUCCUCUGUGCCAACUACUCUCUCCAGCAGGAACUGAUGCUGAAGAUGUCUCUAUGCCAACUUGCAUUACCCUUUCUGCUGCCAGAAGGGCACAGUCGCUCCAGGGACAAGGUGAGGGGACCCAUGGAAGGACCUGGUGCCACCCUUCUCCUCUGGGCCAUGAGGCCCAUUGUUAAAAUGUGGUGCCCACAUCCUCCCACAGGGAGCAGCCGCGUUGUGGAGAAGCCCAUCGUGACAGCAACCGUGCCAACUGUCUCCUUCCUCAGACUCGGAAGAUGCACGGUGUCCAAAUCCAAACUCCUCAAUCUCACCUUGAGCCAGACCCAGCAGCAGCAGAACAUCUUCCUGCACUCCGGGAUGAAAUGUGGGAAUGUGCCCCGUGAGAUAUCGGGUGGGAUGGCUGAGAUCAGCUGGUAUCUACCUUCUGGGAAGAACAUCACAAACAUUUUCCCGGAGGCUGCUGCAUUCAUCAACCUCCGAGGUGAUGCUGAAACUUACCAGGGACACACUCGGUUUCUGGCAAAAGUCUCUGCUGCUCUCUUUAUUUUCAUUGACGUUAUCGGUGAGAAGGAAAGAGAAUUCCUCACCUCACUCGCACAGUCACCGGCAAAACUCUUUCUGAUAGUGAACACUCACAUCAGUGAGCAACACAUCAGCCCUGAGCAGGUAAAGAAACUGUUUGUAGAUCUGAAGUUGAAACCUCAACAAUGCAUUGUUCGGACAAACGUAAACGAGGCCGAACUUAUGGAAAAACUUCGUUCUCAGGUUAAUCAAGUGAUUCUAAUGAGUGACAGGGACCAGAUCUUCCUGAGUCUGGAACAAAUGGGUGACAUUGCGAGAGAAAGUGGGAUUCAGGUCGAUGAACAUCAGCCUGAAAUACAACGGGCCAAGGACCUGACCAAUAUACUGGGCAGUCUUGACCCUGCAGACAUCAUUCGGUAUAAAAAGAGAGUGCUGCCCUUUCAUGGAGAGCCCUGGCAAGGACUGUCUAAAGUUGAGAAAGAGAAGUCUCGGAUGAAACUCCGUGGGAACAGAACCACAGAGAAGUAUAACCACGAACUGGACCAAGACAAGAAAAGAAUCCGGGAAGCUCAGCUCAGACAGAGCCUGUCGGGAGAGAUGCAGAUGUUCAUUGACCACCUCACGUGUCCUGGUGGGGAUGACAGGGCCAUUUACUUGCAGUGGCUGAAGCUGAUGCUGGACAGUAAAUCAAGGGAAAUCAUGGCAGGAUUGCGCAGGGAUUACAAAAAACUGAGCAAACACUCAAAGCAGAAGGUCAAGGAGCUGAAGGACAUGGAUCAGAAGAUGACUGAUAGUUCCCUGGGACUUGAGCACUUCAUGAGGGAACUGGGCCAGGUUUAUGAAUUCUCAGUGACACAACACAACAUCAAGCAACAAACACAGAUCCACCCACAUGUGCUUCAGUUACCGGGUGUUGCUGCUGAGCUGUUGCUGGAUGGGUUCCCACUGGAGCUCAUUGAUGGAGACGUCUCCAACAUUCCUGUUUCAUGGAUCACUGCUGUACUGGAAGCAGUGGCCGAGAAGGUGGGACGUGCUUCCCGAGUGUUUGUGCUGACAGUGAUUGGAGUUCAGAGCACAGGCAAGUCCACGCUCCUCAAUACAAUGUUCUGUUUGCGGUUUGCUGUGAGCAGCGGCCGAUGUACUCGAGGGGCCUACAUGCAGCUGAUGAAGGUCACAGGGAGCCUCGCGGAGGAGCUGGGCUGUGACUUCAUCCUGGUCAUUGACACGGAGGGGCUGAGAGCUCCAGAACUUGCAACACUAACAGACAGCUACGAACACGACAAUGAGCUGGCAACAUUCGUGGUGGGAUUAAGCAACAUAACAUUGGUAAACAUAGGCAUGGAAAACAUCGCAGAGAUGAAAGAUAUUUUACAGAUUGUUAUUCAUUCCUUACUCCGCAUGAAACUGACGGGGAAAAGACCAAAGUGUAUAUUUAUCCACCAGAAUGUUGGAGAUGUGAGUGCACAUGAUCAGAAUCUGAGAGGCCGUCAGAAACUGCUGGAACAGUUGGAUAAGAUGACAGAGGCUGCAGCAAAACUGGAGAAGGUGGAGGGAGUUACGUUCCGUGAUGUGAUGGACUAUGAUGCUGACAAGGACAACUGGUACAUCCCUGGUCUGUGGCAAGGUACACCCCCAAUGGCUGCCGUCAACACUGGCUACAGUGAACACGUCUUCCAACUGAAGAAGAGUCUCAUUCAAUGUUUACUCAAAGGGAAACUAGAACAAGGAGCUUUCACAAUCCCAGACUUUACCAAAUGGAUGACUGGCCUUUGGGAGCAGGUGAAACAUGAGAAUUUCAUUUUCAGCUUCCAGAACAGUCUGUUCGCAGAGGCUUACAACCAGCUUUCUGUGAAGUACAAGGACUGGGAGUGGGAGCUCCGCAAAUUCACGCACGCCUGGGGAAACAAGGCUGAAAACACAGUAAACAAUGCCAGUGGUGACCUCAACCUACUGCUCCAAACACUGGAAUGUGAGAUCAGGAUGGAGAUUAACAAAAGGGAGGGUGAGACUCUGGAUAAACUAAAAGCUCUGUUUGAAAGUGGGGCUGAUAACGUGCAGCUGAUGGAGAAAUACAGGGAGGAAUUCAAGCUCAGUAUCUCCAGUUUAUGCAGACGGCUUCAGGACGAUUCAAUGCAGAGAUGUAAGGAUGCCGUGAACAGACGUGUGGGACUGCAGGGAGUGGAUGCUAGUUGGAAUAAAUUUCACCAGAAGAUCGAACAACAGGUCAAGGAGCUUUUAUUAAAGUGUAAAGGGGCAAAUCAGGAGUUGGGUGACGAGGAACUGCAAACUGCCUUUGGAAAGAUGUGGCAAGACACACUGUCACAGCUGGACUAUCAGCCCUGUAGAGAAAGAAACGUUGAACUGGAGAUUGAAAAUCUUCUCAGAGAGAACACAGCAACUCACGGGAGGGUGAUUAAUGAAAUGCUAGAUAGAAAACCUCUCUGUAAACAGGGAACUCAGUGCUUUCAAAUUGAAGGGAAACACAUCAACACGACAUGGAAGAGACGUGUUAAAACCACAAUUGGGAUAUCCUCGCACCAAUCAGAUGUUAAUCGGGCAGCAAUGAUAACACAGUCCCUAGAGGAUCAAUGCCAUCAAUGGAUCAGUGACAUCACAAAAAUGUACAUGGAUUAUGACAAUAAAUAUUGCAUUGAUCUUUUGAAUUUUAUACAGGAGAAAAUUAACAAUAUUUCACACCCAAACUUCACAAUGAGUGAGGAAUUCAGGGCUGAGUUUAAACUUCGCCUGUGUGGUUUCGCUGUACCAAGAUUCCAAGAGAUGCAGACGAGGUUCAUCCAGAAACACGACCCGCGGCAAAGACUGGAAAACAUGAAGGGUCAAUACUUUGAUCUCUUCAUUGAUAUUUACACAGAGCAGGAUGCGAACCAGAGACAAGCAGAACGGUUUGCACAAUCUUGUUUCUUGCCAGCUCUCAGAGACGCCACCCUCAAGGAUCUCAGUGUGAAAAUCGUGGAUGAUAUGAAACAAAAUGACCCUGAGAGCAAGUACAGUCUCCGCAACAACUUCACUGUGGCCCUCCUGGUGCACUUGAAACAAAGGGAUACAUUUGAUGACUAUCACCGGUAUAUCACUGACCUUGAGAAUUUGGCCAAAGACUGGCUCCAUCAGCAGGUUAUUGAACACUGCAAGACACAACGUGAUGGAGAGAGCACGUUUACCCGUCUGGCUAAAGGAAUCCUCACACAGAUCACUGGGAAAGCUAAAGAGAUUGUUGAGGAUGCAGUGAUGCAGAACUUUGCUGGAAAUGUUCAGAGCUUCCUGGACAUGUUUGUUGAAAAGUUAAAGACCAGGAUCUCAAUGCCCAAAGAUGAAAUGAAACUCGUUAUGUUUCACAGUGACGGUGAUGGCAAGAAAUGGGCAGAAGCAGUUCUGCCAUCUAUUGAAGAGGUGGAGCAGAAACUCCUCAGUGAGGUAACAGGCUGGGAUGUCCAAGCAAAGAUUGAAGAAUUAUCCAUUAAACCCAGGGAUGAGCUGUUCAAAGGGUUAUUCAAUUGUACCAAGAAAUGUCCUUUCUGUGGGGUUUUCUGUGAUUCAGAGACCCCGGUACAUUCACAGCACUCUUGUAAGCAGCACAGACCUGAAGGACUCAAUGGCUAUCACUUCGUAGGAAGUGAACUUCUUUCAAUUGACGUCUGCACAGCUUCAGUUGCAGGUCAUGGAACAUUUAAAAAUGACGACACAAAUUGGGAAUUGAAACCCUUCAAGGAUUAUCAAACUGUCAAUGAUUACUACAAAUCCUGGAUCAUCCAGCAGGAAAUUUCUGCACAGGCAGCAUCCUAUUGGAAGAAGGUUUUCUACAAUUUCAAUGAUCUGUUUGCUGAAGAAUAUGAAGUAAAAACUGCAGAGAUCGAUGAAGCCUGGGACAUUGACUGGGAUGAAGUGAGGGAAGAUCUGAAUAAGACGUAUAACACAAACAUUCAGUCUUGUGGUCCUCCUCACUUCCUCACUCUCAUCGACCGUCGACCUUCGAGGCAUCACCGCCGCCACGAGACUUCACCUCCGCUGAGGCCCUAUCAUUGCGAGGCCUCACCGCUGGCACCACCCCACUUCACGCCUCCGUGGUGCCAAUCCGGACCCCAGCCGCGGGUUUCUACCCCAAGGUCCCGGCCGGGCCCCGACCCGGGCUUCUACGCGGCGAUCUGGGAGGCAUUGAGAACCUGGCGCCCCGAUAAAGGAUUCCGGCCGUGUUCCCAGUCUACAGCUGCAGCCCGUCAGGAAGCCUUCUGGCCGCAUAACGAGCCCGGCGGUCGAGUGAGGAGGGACAUCGGUGAGAGUGGAGGGGUGUCGGAGAGCCGUCGCUUGUAUGAAUGCCUGCGGUUGGCCGGUCGGUCGAGGAUGGGCCACAGCAGCCCCGGCGGUCGUGAGGGAGCGAGUGAUUAUUGCGUUCAAGAACCAGCCCUCACGUCUGAUGACGCGCCCCCUCAACACCUCAAACUCUCCACCCCUCUCCUCUCCGCCCACUCCCUCUCUGCCCUGGCGAGUAAGCGUAACCAGCUUGACAAGUAA